AUGUCUAGCUCCACCAACGCCUUAUUCACCCUCGACCCAGAGCAUGUAUCAUGCAUCGGGGGCCGAACCGUAGUCACAUGCAAAAGUUGCGCAGGGAAUGCCCCAAGGUACAUACAUACAUCGGACUUCGAUCCCUCUACAAAUGCUAAGGCUAACGCAUUGACUAGAGGCUCGAUCUGCGCUACCUGCAACGGUCGCGGCUUUAACAUCUUUGUUUGCGCACACUGCAACCCCGCAGCUGCAGCUGCCGCAGCGAGAGCCCUGGCAAACCCCACUUCUGCAACCGCAACAACACCAGGCUCCUCGACGCCCUCAUCCCCGGGCUCCCUGGGCCGCAGCUCCUCCACUUCUUAUCCCUCACAUCCCGAUCCCCAAGCUGCUCGGUCUUAUGGGAGAUAUAGUGAUGGUAGCGAUGGAAGCUGUGGCCAGAUUGAUACUAAUGUAAAUCGUUCACGUAACCCGUGA
Molecule: messenger RNA, 465 nt
Organism: Penicillium soppii
Lineage: Eukaryota; Fungi; Ascomycota; Eurotiomycetes; Eurotiales; Aspergillaceae
Exons: 1
Coding region: 1-465 (154 amino acids)
Source: RefSeq, a predicted model, not a curated record